Marmota monax (woodchuck) is the source of this 267-nucleotide messenger RNA. Its product is annotated as large ribosomal subunit protein eL39-like. Lineage: Eukaryota; Metazoa; Chordata; Mammalia; Rodentia; Sciuridae. The record is from RefSeq and is a predicted model, not a curated record. Gene Ontology annotation, cellular component: ribosome; cytosolic large ribosomal subunit. Gene Ontology annotation, biological process: translation. The transcript has 2 exons. Gene Ontology annotation, molecular function: structural constituent of ribosome. The coding region runs from base 1 to 267 and encodes 88 amino acids.
AUGGUGAUUGCUGUCAGUAGUGUCAUCUUUAUAUGUCAAAGACGGAGAUACAAAAACAGCAAGAUUAAGAGAGCAAAUGCCUGUUCAGUGAGCAUGUUCAGGCACAGUUCCUCACAUUCUCACAAGACUUUCAGGAUCAAGGCAUUCCUGGCCAAGAAACAAAAGCAAAAUUGCCCCAUUACUCAGCUGACUCACAUGAAUUCUGGUAAUAAAAUAAGGUACAACUUCAAGAGGAGACAUUAUAGGAGAAUCAAGCUGAGUCUAUAA